AUAGUCGGAGGUCGUCGUCAUUUCCCAGUUGAAAUGUCCAACUUCUGUUGAACGCCGAAAAGCCCAACACGUGUAUUUCAUCGUCCGCAUUAACAAGUCAAAUUUGUAGCUACUUCUUAACAUACGGUAGCUAAACUUCCGACCUCCAAGCGCUCCAGGAGCACGACGCCAAACUUAAAUGAAAAACAUUGCUGACAGUGAAAAACAACAUCCGUGUGGUCUUAUAAUACAUUCAUGACGACAAACUGAUAUAUUUGGUCAGUGUAACACACAUGAACUCUCAGCAGCACAGCCCCCUUGAUUAUAAAUCAUAGAUAUAAAGAAAAAAGGAAGAAAUGGACGUAUGAGGUAACUUUACCCUUGAAAAUGUAUCUAAACAUUACAUAAAUAAUACUUUACUUAAAUACAGGCAAAUAUAAUUUACGUUGCCUUUUAGUUGAGUGUUUCCCGCAGAUAUUCACAAAUGCCUUCCAGGGGUGCUGCCAUUUUUGUGUGUGACGCAAAUUAAUGAAAAUCGUUGUAGAUGGAUUUGCCCCGAGUUUACAAGCAGAAACCAUGGAUGUAUUAAGAGAAACCUAUCUUUACAGUCUGCGGUAGGAAGUCCGACUUUAUUGUACUUUUUCUAGCAAGAGUUCGGAAAUAUUCAAGUUCCGAGUUGUCUGCAACGCACCAUUUUUUCGUGACACUAGCACCUGCAGCACCCUCAGCCACAAUAGCUACUUCUUUGAAAGUCAAAAUGGCUUUGGCAGCUACACGCAGCAUGUCAGUCAUAUUUGUCAAACACAAGAUUCUGUAUCCUGUGAGGCGAACCUGUCUGUUUUCAACUAGUGACACUAUUCUAGCAGACAAGAGGAAACCACCAUCAAAGAAACAGUGGCGAAAAUGUCACAAGAAACCUCCCUCGACUGAUCAUCUGUCCUGGGAGGAAAGGCUAGCUGAUGUGGUCACCCCUCUGUGGAGGCUGAGUUAUGAUGAGCAACUUGAGCUCAAGCAAAAGCAUCAGGAAAGGAUACUGUCUCAGCUCUCCAGGAAUCUUUCAGGUGACUUACAAUCACAAUCCCCAUCACCUGUCAGAAGUAAACUCAGCUUUCCUGUCUUGCCUGUUCUGCCAUCACCAGUUAGGGAUGGCUACCGCAACAAGUCUACAUUUUCUGUUAACAGAGGAGUGGAUGGAAAUCCAAAGACAGUUGGAUUUUACGUGGGCACGGGCAGGAAGGGAAACAUUGUCUGCGUCAACGGAGACCACCUGCUCAACAUGCCAGAGAAACACAAAUUGGUAGCCAGAUGUUAUCAGGACUUCAUCCGCCUCUCUUCCCUGGAGUCCUGCCUUCUGUUCCACACUGGGGGUCACUGGAGAGAGAUCACAGUGAGGACCAACGCAGAGGGCCGCACCAUGGCUAUAGUGUACUUUCAUCCACAGACACUCGCCCCAGAAGAGGUGGCAGCCCAUAAGGAUAACCUAGUGGAUUAUUUCACGCGGGGACCUGGAUCACUCUGUCAGCUUGAUUCACUGUUUUUCCAGGAGAGCACCAUGACUCGCUGCACUCAUGAAGAAUCCCCCUACCAGCUCCUGCAUGGUCAGCCACACAUAUACGAGGAGGUGCUAGGCUUCAAAUUCCGCAUUUCUGCCGAUGCUUUUUUCCAGGUGAACCAGGCAGCUGCUGAGGUGCUGUACAGCACAGUGAGGCACCUGUGUGUCCCAAACCCUGAGGAGGGUGGAGGAAGAACAGAAGUCGGUGGUACUCUCCUAGAUGUAUGCUGUGGGACAGGUGCCAUAGGCAUAACUAUAUCUCCCAGAGUGGACAGAAUUAUUGGUAUAGAGCUCAUAGAACAGGCAGUAGAAGAUGCUCGACACAACGCAGCUCUCAAUAAUGUACUGAACUGUGAGUUUGUCCCUGGGAAGGCAGAGGUGGUGCUUCCUGGCCUUAUGUCUAAGUUAAGCUCCGCAGGUGGAGGCCUUGUGGCAGCGGUGGUAAACCCUGCUCGAGCUGGCCUGCACCACAGAGUGGUCCGAGCUUUACGAAACCAGCCUGCUAUCCGCAGGCUGGUCUAUGUUUCCUGCAAACCGGAUGGGGAGGCUAUGCGGAAUUUCAGGGAGCUUUGUUGUGCUCCUGACCCGCAGAAGAAACUCACAGGAGAGGCAUUUUCUCCAACUCUGGCUGUGCCUGUGGAUAUGUUCCCACAUACUCCUCAUUGUGAAGUGGUGCUACUUUUUGAGAGGUAGCAGAUGCUUUUUGUUCAAUGGCGGGCUUCAACCCUUCAACAACUCUGGUUGCUUUAAAGGGGUGAUAGAAUGAUUACAUAGGGUAUUUCACACUGUUCCUUACGGUAGGUUUCCACACAGCGAAAUUUCGC
This is a messenger RNA of Perca fluviatilis (European perch), 2355 nucleotides long. RefSeq names its product tRNA methyltransferase 2 homolog B (gene trmt2b). NCBI's taxonomy places the organism in Eukaryota, Metazoa, Chordata, Actinopteri, Perciformes, Percidae. Gene Ontology annotation, molecular function: tRNA (uracil(54)-C5)-methyltransferase activity, S-adenosyl methionine-dependent. The transcript is spliced from 2 exons. The record is from RefSeq and is a predicted model, not a curated record. Gene Ontology annotation, biological process: RNA processing. The coding region runs from base 737 to 2224 and encodes 495 amino acids.